AUGCAUUACGUGUGGGCCGAGAUUGAUAGAGACGCUCUCGGCUGCUUGCAAGGGAAGACUUUACUUGUCCAACGGGAAUCCUUCCCUUCUAUUGAAUCCUUCUGUAUUUCUACGUGUGAAACAGAGCUUACUGUCAGUAUUGGCCGAAUCGCUAGUGUUUUCAGAUCAUUGUCGGGCGUUUCUGUAUCAACUCGCUUGGAGAGAGCCCCACCUUUUCAGGGGCGAUCGGCUAUACAUACAACAUGGAGCGAACUUAUUCUCCGUGGCGAAAAGAGACGAGAGACGACACAAGAGACUGACAUGUUCAACUCGAUUGCGCGACUGUCGGAUUACCGCAGAGAGAGGUUCAACAUGUCUGAAGACGGAUGCUACACGGCAAGUAUCGCUGCGGAACGCUUCCGCUUGGGCGUUCCGCCUUCCUUUCCGCCUGUCGUCGGCAUUGGGAGCCGUAAUGCGGGGUGUGUGGGAAUCCCCAUGGAGGCGGCUCAAUGA
This is a messenger RNA of Amorphotheca resinae ATCC 22711, 492 nucleotides long. RefSeq lists its product as hypothetical. The coding region runs from base 1 to 492 and encodes 163 amino acids. The transcript has 2 exons. The record is from RefSeq and is a predicted model, not a curated record. Lineage: Eukaryota; Fungi; Ascomycota; Leotiomycetes; Helotiales; Amorphothecaceae.